GUUUUGUGUUUUCUAGUUUAUCCAUGCUUGUGGCAUCAAAUUAAAUAAGAGAGCGCACUAUAAAAUCGGGUCCACUUUCUCGCCAACAAGCAAAAAUUGGAGUGCCUUUUGUCCAACUUCUUGCUCAUAGCCUUCUGAUUCGUAAAACUUCAUGGAAGCUUAUUUUCACUGUUGUUUCAAGCUUUUGUUUCUCUUCAAUAUCAUUCAAUCAGCACUUUCAGAAAUCGUUUUUGAAGAAAGAUUUGAUGACGGAUGGAGAGACAGAUGGGUGUUGUCAGAUUGGAAGAGGAGUGAAGGCAAAGCUGGAACUUUCAAACACACCGCCGGAAGGUGGGGGGGUGACCCUGACGAUAAAGGUAUCCAAACAUACAAUGACGCGAAGCAUUUCGCCAUAUCUGCUAAGAUACCGGAGUUUAGCAACAAGAACAGAACCCUAGUCGUCCAGUAUUCAAUCAGAUUUGAACAAGACAUCGAAUGUGGUGGUGGAUAUAUUAAGUUGCUAUCUGCUUAUGUGAAUCAAAAGAAGUUUGGAGGUGAUACACCAUACAGUCUAAUGUUUGGACCAGAUCUAUGCGGCACACAGACAAAAAAGCUCCACGCCAUAGUAUCCUACCAGGGACAAAAUUAUCCCAUCAAAAAGGAUUUAGCUUGUGAGACAGACAAGCUAACUCAUUUUUACACCUUCAUUAUAAGGCCGGAUGCAACAUAUGCUAUCCUCGUUGAUAACCGUGAGAGAGAAUCUGGAAGCUUAUACACGGAUUGGGAUAUCCUACCACCUCGUAAAAUCAAAGACGUCCAUGCAAAAAAGCCUGCAGAUUGGGAUGACAAUGAGUUUAUUAAUGAUCCAAAUGAUGAAAAACCAGUUGAAUAUGAUAAAAUCCCAUCAGAAAUACCUGAUCCAAAAGCUAAACAGCCUGCUGAUUGGGAUGAUGAAGAGGACGGAACAUGGAAACCAUCCAAGGUGCCAAAUCCAGCAUAUAAAGGGCCUUGGAAGCACAAGAAAAUCAAGAAUCCUAACUACAAGGGUAAAUGGAGGACUCCUUGGAUUGAUAACCCAGAGUUUGAAGAUGAUCCUGAUCUCUAUGUAUUAAAGCCUGUAAAAUAUGUUGGCAUUGAAGUUUGGCAAGUAAAAGCUGGCUCGUUGUUCGAUAACGUUUUGAUAUGUGAUGAUCCACAGUAUGCCAAAGAAGUUGUUGAUGAGAUAUUCGCAAAAACUAGGGAGGCUGAAAAGGAGGCAUUUGAGGAGGCAGAGAAAGUGAGAAAAGUUCGAGAAGAGGAGGAAGCAAAGCGAGCAAGAGAAGAGGGUGAGAAGAGAAGAAAAGAGAGAGACCUUCGCUACAAGCGCCGGAGAAGGUAUGAUCGGCAUGAUUAUGUGGAUGACUAUCAUGAUGAAUUAUGAGUGCUUCAUCAAUUUGCAGAAACUUGUCCAUCAUUGCAGGAUUCUGAUUUAUUUUCUUCCUCCUAGAUGGGCAGUGUUAAUUGUUGUUGUAACAUCAAGAUGCCAUACAUGUGUCUCAUCAAUUUGCAGAAACUUGUCCAUCAUUACAAGAUUCUGUUUUAUUUUCUUCUUCCUUCUAAAUGGCAGUGUUAAUUAUUAUUGUUGUUGUUGUUCAAGAUGCCAUACAUGUGCUAGCACAGAAUAAUUUAUUUCUCCAAUCUCAGCAGCCCUAUGAAUGAAUGGUUAUGCAUUUGUGACGGUAAAUCACUC
This is a messenger RNA of Cuscuta europaea, 1708 nucleotides long. The record is from the annotation of a GenBank genome assembly. NCBI's taxonomy places the organism in Eukaryota, Viridiplantae, Streptophyta, Magnoliopsida, Solanales, Convolvulaceae.